Molecule: messenger RNA, 1262 nt
Organism: Daphnia pulex (common water flea)
Lineage: Eukaryota; Metazoa; Arthropoda; Branchiopoda; Diplostraca; Daphniidae
Exons: 3
Coding region: 59-1183 (374 amino acids)
Source: RefSeq, a predicted model, not a curated record
ACUUGGAGCAGUUGGGUGACAACGCUGCUGGGCAAGGCUAUUCAUUUUUGAAUAGAAAAUGAUCAGACUGGCCAAAUUCAACGCCCGAAAUUUAUUUUUAGGAUUUUUCCUUUUCGCAUUUGCUUUUUUGAUUUUCUUUUGGCAAUUUGUUGGACUAUCAUCACCUCAAAAUGUGUCUGUUAAUUCAAUUGAAUCUGAAACCGUUCCGCCGUCAAUGGCCAGCACCGGUGCAGUGUCGGAAGUGAUGGAAACAACGACAGAGAAAAUCACGUCUCAGCGCAGUUGCAACCGAACGUUCAAUAAAGUGGCUAACGAAAAUCCCGCCGGGCCAUUCCGGUGGUGCAGUGCGGAUUCAUCCGCACGCGGAGCCCACCAGAAAGUCAUCAGUUAUUCCUUGUUUGGUACUGGCAAGAACGAAAACGUGUCCGUGUCUGAUCGUUACCUCAAGUUGUUAAGAAAUAUUUCCAUGACGUCGGAGAAAUCCUAUCCCAGCUGGAUUGUCCGAAUUUACCACAAUUUUCACAAUCAAAGUGAGUCGGAAAAUGUCGUUUACGACCAGCUGUUUGAAUUGAGCUGCCAAUUCAAUCACAUCGACUUGUGCAGUCUAACAGAGAUGAUUGGGAGCCUCACCUCGCUGACACCCAUCGAUCCCGAUCUCCUUCGAGGCCUCAACGGCCGAAUGUUCCGCUAUUUGGUGAUGCUCGAUCCCAAUGUGGACAUUUUCGUUUCGAGGGACAUCGAUGGCAUCAUCUGGCAGAGAGAACUCGAUGCUGACCAGUGGCUCGAGUCCAACUUCACUUUCCAUCUGAUGAGGGACCACGUUUUCCACAGUGCUACCAUUUUGGCAGGAAUGUGGGGUGCCAAACUUCACCAACGCCGAGAUCUCGUCGAAGGAUUGACGAGAGCCAUGAUAUUGGCUGGCCAAAACCAGCGGAAAAGCACAGACCAAGUGGUGUUGGAUAAGAUCCUUUGGCCUUCAGCCCAAUAUGACGUGAUGGCUCAUGACAGCUACCACUGUCAAAACGGUAAACUCAACAAGAAGUCGCCCAUCAAAGUUUUGCCGUUCCCCACAAGACGCAACGGCACUUGUUUUGUUGCUGCGGGAAUCGGUGGGAAAGUCGGUGCUCAAAGGUGUCCGGAAGCAUGUCGACCCCCAGAUCACAAGGACUGGGAAUACUGUUAAUUCUAUUCAGCAUAUGUAUAAUAAAAUCAGGAGAUUCGAAGAAAUACAAAAUAGCCUAAUUAUUUUAAUUCACUGAAAA